CUGUCCGCCGCCGCCGCCGCCAUGGCGCCGCUGCGCUUCUCUGCCAACCUGUCGUGGCUUUUCCCCGAGCUGCCGGGGCUGAGCCAGCGGCUGCGGGCGGCGGGUGGCGCCGGCUUCCCGGCCGUGGAGAUGGCCUGGCCCUACGGGGAGGCCGCGGGGGAGCUGGCCCAGGCCGCCGCCCGCGAGGGAGUGCGGGUGGUGCUCAUCAACACCCCCCCGGGAGAGCAGGAAAAGCAGGAAUUGGGUCUGGGGGCAGUGCCCGGCCAGCAGGGUGCCUUCCGGAAGGGCCUGGACCAGGCCGUGCAGUAUGCCCGGGCGCUGGGCUGCCCCAGGAUCCACCUGAUGGCAGGGCGGGUGCCAGUGGGGGCAGAGCGGGCCGCGGUGAUGGCAGAGAUGGAGCGUGUCUUUGUGGAAAACCUGAAGUACGCUGCUGACCUGCUGGCCCAGGAGAACAUCGUGGGACUGUUAGAACCAAUCAACACCCGGCUCACUGACCCCCGCUAUUUCCUGGACACCCCCCAGCAGGCGGCUGCCAUCCUGCAGAAGGUCGGACGGCCCAACCUGCAACUACAGAUGGAUGUGUUCCAUUGGCAGAUCAUGGAUGGAAACCUGACGGGAAACCUACGAGAAUUCCUGCCUCUCAUCGGCCACAUCCAGAUCGCUCAGGUGCCUGGGAGACACGAACCAGACAGUCCCGGGGAGCUGAACUUUCCUUACCUGUUCCAGCUGCUGGAAGAUGAAGGCUACAAAGGCUACGUGGGCUGCGAGUACUCCCCACUUGGAGACACGCUGGAGGGCCUGGGCUGGCUGCACUCCUACUGGGAAACCCGGGGUCUCCAGCCCAAGGGGCAGUGAGGUUGCCUGCCAAGUGGAGCCCUCACCAGGAGGCAAGGCCAAGGGACCCUUCUUUCCCCGCAUCUUCUGGUGGGGUAGGGAACUGGGGCUCUUGUCAGGAUCCAAAUUUGACAAUAAAGACUUUGCCCCAACUUGA
Molecule: messenger RNA, 991 nt
Organism: Ornithorhynchus anatinus (platypus)
Lineage: Eukaryota; Metazoa; Chordata; Mammalia; Monotremata; Ornithorhynchidae
Gene: HYI
Product: hydroxypyruvate isomerase (putative)
Exons: 8
Coding region: 22-855 (277 amino acids)
Biological process (GO): glyoxylate metabolic process
Molecular function (GO): hydroxypyruvate isomerase activity
Source: RefSeq, a predicted model, not a curated record